Lytechinus variegatus (green sea urchin) is the source of this 2340-nucleotide messenger RNA. RefSeq names its product serine/threonine-protein kinase Nek6-like. The record is from RefSeq and is a predicted model, not a curated record. Gene Ontology annotation, molecular function: protein kinase activity; ATP binding. Gene Ontology annotation, biological process: protein phosphorylation. The coding region runs from base 100 to 1854 and encodes 584 amino acids. The transcript has 16 exons. NCBI's taxonomy places the organism in Eukaryota, Metazoa, Echinodermata, Echinoidea, Temnopleuroida, Toxopneustidae.
CUUUGACACGCCCAUAUAAACAAUUUUUGACUGAGUCGAGUUGUCAAGCCUUCUUUUGCUAAUUCUUGUGCCACCAGCUGUUUUGGGAUGGUAAUAUGAAUGGAGUGUUAUGAUAAGAUCACAACAUUGGGCCAAGGGGGUGGUGGUGCAGUCUAUCUGGUCAGGCACCAAAUCACCAAAAAAUUACUUGCUUUGAAGAAGAUUCAGUUGGAUGAGAAAAGAAAGACAAGGACCAGAGAUGCAGUCGAGAGAGAAGCAAAAAUCUUGGCCCAGCUGAGGCAUCCCCAUAUCGUCACCUAUCAUGAUUCGUUCUUCGAGGAGGUUCCAGAGUCUGUAUAUCUCUGUAUAGCUCAGGACUACUGUGAUGGUGGUAACCUAGAUGAGCGGAUACAGACGGCCAAGCACCGAGGCAAACCGUUUGACGAGGGACGUAUCAUGCAAUGGUUUAUCCAACUAGUCAUGGCUGUACAGUACAUACACUCCAAGAAAAUAUUGCACAGAGAUCUAAAAACACAGAAUGUCUUCCUUACAAAGAAUGAUGUAGUCAAGCUAGGUGACUUUGGUAUAUCCAGGACUUUAGAACACACCGUAGACAAGGCCAAGACCUGUGUUGGGACCCCUUGCUACCUUAGUCCAGAACUAUGCCAGGACCAACCCUAUAACAACAAGUCUGAUGUCUGGGCUCUUGGUUGUCUAUUGUACGAGGUGUGUGCCUUUGAGCCGGCAUUUGAUGCUCACAAUCUUCUUAGUCUGUAUUACAAGAUCGUCAAAGGUGAUAACCCGAUUAUUCCGUCCAUGUACUCUACCGACCUUCAAGGAUUAUUAGCGUUCAUACUUGAAAAGGAUCCGGAUAAACGCCCAAGUGCUACAACGAUCCUCUCACAAGAUUACAUGCAGAACCACCUCAGUAACUUUAUUGCUGAAAAAGAGCUUCUGCAGCAGCAGCUUGCAACGACAAACGCCAAUAGACCACCGACAAGCUCCUCCCCCAUUGCGAGGUUAAAGGUCACCAGUGUCGCCAACACAACCAGGAACCGUCCAAUGUCCGCAAGUCACAGGACGAGGGCGUCUUUGCAAACAUCUAAACCUGCCCGCUCUCCACCCAGGAGUAAAUCAUCUCUGGCUAUGCUGCCCUCUACGCCACGGUCAUGUACAGGGGAAGCCAUCAAAGAAUCACCAGGUCUACCUCCCAUUGUCCGUCCGCCCCUUGAACCUAGCGAAUCGGGCGACUACCCCGACGACUUUGACAGUAGCGAUGAUGAACGGGAUAGACCGGAUCUAACGAGGAAUAAUGAAGCACACCCUCUGGUGAAAUCAUUGAGACAGGAUUCUGAGAUGGACUUAGAAAUACCGGAAGAGUGCGAGUCUCCUCUAAACUCUGAUGAAGAUAUUCCAGAGGAGCUCGAGGUGGAGGAAGAAGGAGAAGAGAACACGAUAGACAGAAGAACUGAACGAACAGAAGAAGAGGAAGAGUAUGCAAGUGAUUUUGAAGAUGACGAUGAGGUUCUUGAGGAUAUUCUAAGCAAUGCGAGGACUGCGGCAAACGUUGAUGUUCAGAAUAGUGAUGAGGACGAUAGCUUUGAAGAUUCAGCCAACCUCUCAGAUGAUAUCACCAGCUGUCAACAACUAUUAGCAGAUGAAUGCAGAGGUGUCCUGGGAAAUGAUAUAUUCUCUGAGAUUGAAUGUAAAAUUCGGGAGAAUCGAGGGAAAGACCUGGAUCCCGAUCAACUAAGACUUCAGUUUGAGGAAGCCAUUGGCAGUGAGAGAAUGGAAACAUGCUACCUUCUUAGCGAACUUCUAUCGGAGGUUAAUGAUACACAAAGUAGAAAGAUGGGAACAUUACCAGUCUCAUGAUAUUCAUUGAGUGGUUUGAAAGAAUGGUAACCUGCUAUCAUCUUAGCGAACUUCUAUUGGAGGUUACUGAUACUCAAAGUAGAAAGAUGGGAUCGCUGCCAGUCUUGAGACAUGCAUUCAAUGAUUUGAGAGAAUGGUAACAUGGUCCCUUCUUAGUGAGAUUCUAUCAGACAUUAAUGAUGCAAAAAAUAGAUAGAUGGGAUCGCUGCCAGUCUUAUGACAUGCAUUCAAUGAUGUGAGAGAAUGGUAACAUGGUCCCUUCUUCAUGAGAAAGAUAGCAUAACAACCAGUCUCAUGAAAUACAUUCAGUAAUUUGAGAGAAUGGUAACAUGGUCCCUUUUUAGUGAGCUUCUGUUAGACAUUAAUUUUACAGAAAAUAGAAAUAUGGGUUCAGUACCAGUCUCGGGAAAUGCAUGGUGAUUUUAGAGAAUGGAAACAUGGCAGAGGCUGCGGAACGGUUUUCAAAGUGGGGAGGCUGACCAUGCA